Aureobasidium uvarum is the source of this 1647-nucleotide messenger RNA. NCBI's taxonomy places the organism in Eukaryota, Fungi, Ascomycota, Dothideomycetes, Dothideales, Saccotheciaceae. The record is from the annotation of a GenBank genome assembly.
AUGAGUAAAGACGUCUUGGCUUUGACCCCUAUUGUUAGGGUGUUCGAUGCCUGUCCAGCUAGUGGUCAGAUAAAUCUAUAUCAUCAGAGCCGAGAGUCUCAAUCAGGAAGAGACAAAGACGUUCAUGACAACAUCUCGUACGAAUCGCAGUCGACAGAAUCAGUCGAUUCCACUGUUACAGACACUUCAAGUCCAUCGUCAACUCCUGAUACUGACACAAUAGUCGUGGCGCCGGUACAACAGAGUGAAAGUCAGCAACUUACAGCACGUCGAGCACUAGGAAGUCAGCCGCAAAGACGAGGGUGUGGAAAUUCUUACUUCAAGUACAGAGAGGAGCAUCACAUUACUCUGUAUUUGCUUAGGACAACGAUCAAGGGCUCUUGGAACCAGACCACGAGAUGUUUCAAUGUGAUUUAUCAGGAAGACAUCGCGAAUUAUGGGCUCGAGAGAGGACUACUACCAACAGCCUUGAAAUCACAGUUCGCCUUUCGUCGCACUAGCCAGAGGUCGCUCUGGGAGACCUUUCUGAAGCAAAUCAAAGACGACAGUUGUGCCUUUGGCGAAAUCAAGAAUCGCAUCGAGACGACUUUGCCGACGGACGCUACACCAGAUAAAGCGUUGCGUUCAAAGAAGAAGACUCGUCGAUUCGGCAUAACUAGAGAAGACGCUCACCCACCCCUACCAGUCGUACUCUUUAGAGCCUACAAUGAUGCUAGCCAGGGAUCGAACUCAUCCGAAGGGUUCGUCGCGAGUUACUUCGAGGGCCACGACAGUCUGCCACCACCACCAAACUACUCAAAUUACGAUUUGGAGAACACGAUCAGAAAACAUAUCAGCCAACAUCAAGACUUCAAGUCUCCUUUGAUAAGCACUGGCAGCUGCUUAGUCAAGUUGAUGCGUCGUGCAAUGAAGGCAAGCGCAAGGGCCAACGACCUGAAGUCAUGCAGAAUUGGCAUAAUAGAUACGCAAAAGGUUGCACAAGACGACGGCAUCUUUUACGCUCGUCCGUAUCGCGAUCUGUUCCGCAGCAUUAAGAAGCUGUUCCCGUGGAGGUACUCCGCAGAGGAAGAAUACUUGGUCUGGGGCAGCAUACCUAAAGCAGCCAUACUAGCCGACCUGUCUUUGCAAGACCUAUUAUCCUUCAUUGCCGAAGAUUUUGUUCUAUCACACGCUUUCGAUACGGACAUCUCCUCAGGAAGAGUCGAGCAAAUGUGCAGAACACUCAAAUGCAAGAAAACAUUACUUUCAUCAGAGCUCACCGCUGGAAUAGCUUGUCUUGUUGCCUUUCUCGGUAUGGAGAUCAAUACUUUACCAGCAAUUAUCGCCAAACUUGUCUGCGAGGUAUUACAUGGUUGGUUCAUUGUUCUGCCUGUUCAGUCAAGAGAAGCCUGGCUUGCAGAAGCUGCAGUAUUUGCUCAUAAUUUUGUUGACUCGCAAGAGUGUGUGGUCGUCGGCCACGAGGAAAUGCACUUUACUGCCAUCUGUCAGGCAUUCCUGGCUGGUGCAAGAACGUCUCUGAAGAGUUGGGCUGCACAUAUCGAGAUAGACCAAAACCGAGCGCAGGUUGCGAUUGAUAGAGCGAUCAAAGUGGGGCUUCUUGACGCGGAAGAGAGAGUGGCGAUGUUGGAAAUAGAAGGAGUCAAGUGA